AUGACUAGUCUCUCCGGACAAAGUGGAGCUCCUUCGAAGCUCAAGCUUUCGUGGGCUCACCUUCUGCCACCGGCGUGGGAGAAAAGGGUGCAAGAUUGGCUCGAGGAGGAUUGUCCGAGCUUUGAUUGGGGCGGCUAUGUGGUCGGGGAAGAUGUCAAGCAGGCGAAAUUGUGGUGCAAAAGCCGAGGCGUGCUGGCUGGAGUGCCCUUCUUCGAUGAGGUAUUCAAGAGGCUGGAUUGUCAGUGCGUAUACAAAGUCCCGAUCUCGAGGCUCGGUGCCGUACUUGCCGAUGGUUCUCAUCAGAGUGUUGCAUGCUUGAUCUUCCCACCUCAGAGUCGAGUGGAACUUUGAGGAGGGGCAAUUACUGGCCGAAGGAGGGAGCCCAAAGGUUCACGUGGCCACAGUCAAGGGCCCAGCACGGAAGAUUCUCUUGGGAGAGAGGGUCGCGCUGAAUACGUUGGCGAGAUGUAGCGGUGUGGCCACUGCGUGAGUGAAUGCGUCAGGUGCGCCCGAGCCAAGGUGGAGUGUGCACGUAAGUCUGACUGUCCACGUCUCGCUUAGCUCUCAAGACUUCUUGUCCACAGCUCGGGCAGCCGGCUACAAGGGCAUUGUAGCCGGUACUAGGAAGACAACACCAGGUGGGUACCGGCGCACGACGCCACGCGGAGCCGAGCCGCUCAUCAAGACUGACCCUCUUCACGACGCAGGCUUCCGGAUUGUGGAAAAGUAUGGGAUGCUUGUUGGAGGCGUCGACGCUCAUCGAUACGAUUUGAGCUCGAUGGUCAUGCUGAAGGACAAUCAUAUCUGGAGCACAGGUCAGUUCGAUACCACGCGGCGAUGGAUGGAGUAUUCCUCCCAAGUUUUGCGCUCCACUGACGCCUGUCCAAUUGUUUGGCGCAACCAGGCUCGAUCCCUGCCGCAGUAAGCGCUGCUCGAUCGGCAUGUGGCUUUUCGAUGCGUAUAGAUGUAGAAGUGCAGUCUUUGAAAGAAGCGCAGCAGGCUAUCGAAGCUGGUGCUGAUGUGGUCAUGCUAGACAACAUGGUUGGCCAGGAACUAGUCAACAACGCAAAGUCUUUGAAGGAACAAUUCGCUCAGAAGCACAGAUUUUUGAUUGAGAGCAGCGGAGGUAUCGAUGUGCGAAACAUUGGAAGCGGACAGCACGUGGACGAUUGUGAGUCGUGAGCGCAGCUCUACGGUCUCCGUGUCGGCGGUCGCCUGACUCGGUCACUCUCGUUGUCUGCAUUUUGCACCCUUAGCUAUCGACAUCAUCAGCACGUCUUCGAUUCAUCAAAGCACGAAGCACGUCGACUUCUCCCUCAAGCUGCUUCCGGCACCAGCAGAAGCCUCCUCGACUGGUGUCUAG
Messenger RNA from Ceraceosorus bombacis, 1363 nucleotides. NCBI's taxonomy places the organism in Eukaryota, Fungi, Basidiomycota, Exobasidiomycetes, Ceraceosorales, Ceraceosoraceae. The record is from the annotation of a GenBank genome assembly.